Elephantulus edwardii (Cape elephant shrew) is the source of this 390-nucleotide messenger RNA. It is a transcript of the gene PFN4, whose product is annotated as profilin family, member 4. The coding region runs from base 1 to 390 and encodes 129 amino acids. The record is from RefSeq and is a predicted model, not a curated record. Gene Ontology annotation, cellular component: cell cortex. Gene Ontology annotation, molecular function: actin monomer binding. NCBI's taxonomy places the organism in Eukaryota, Metazoa, Chordata, Mammalia, Macroscelidea, Macroscelididae. The transcript is spliced from 4 exons.
AUGAACCAUUUGCAGACAUUACUGUUAGAUACCCUUCUGGGAACGAAGCAUGUGGACGGCGCAGCCCUGAUCACACUCCAUGAGCGCAGCCUAUGUGUCGCAUCACCAGGAUUUAAUAUAAUGCCCAAUGAUAUCCAAACACUUGUGAAUGGAUUUGCCAAAAACCCUUUACAGACUAGAAGAGAAGGAUUAUAUUUCAAGGAAAAACAUUACAAAUGUGUCCGGGCAGAUGACUAUUCUUUGUAUGCGAAGAAUGAAAGCACUGGUGUGAUAGUUGUGAAGACUCAUCUGUAUCUUCUUGUGGCAACUUACACUGAAGGCAUGUAUCCUAGCGUCUGUGUGGAAGCCACGGAGAAGCUUGGACAAUACCUAAGAAAAAAGGGAAGCUAA